Messenger RNA from Bactrocera dorsalis (oriental fruit fly), 7538 nucleotides. It is a transcript of the gene pigs, whose product is annotated as GAS2-like protein pickled eggs. Gene Ontology annotation, molecular function: cytoskeletal adaptor activity; microtubule binding; actin filament binding. Gene Ontology annotation, biological process: microtubule bundle formation; actin crosslink formation; regulation of microtubule polymerization or depolymerization. The record is from RefSeq and is a predicted model, not a curated record. Gene Ontology annotation, cellular component: actin filament; microtubule plus-end; stress fiber. Bases 1444 to 4380 code for a protein of 978 amino acids. The transcript is spliced from 10 exons. NCBI's taxonomy places the organism in Eukaryota, Metazoa, Arthropoda, Insecta, Diptera, Tephritidae.
AAGGUUAAUGUGAAAGCUGAAAUCACCUAGUAAAAGGUGAACACCAACACCAUACAAACUGUUGUAGUAUGAGCCACCCCUCGAUGCAUGCGCAUUGCGUACGUGCGUUCUCUUUUGCAGGCCAUAAAACGAAAAUCUCCAAAAACGCGCCCUCUGACAGCUGUCAACCCCACAAAUCAGCUGAGCUUGUUUACCGAGCCAAAUAGCAGAGGCGCUCACGGCCAGCCUUGUAGAGAUUCAAUCGAGGCCGUCACUUUGCCGAAUCGCUCGCAUUCCUUGUAUGCCCAUGCAAUUAUCAGUGCUUUCCUUUAUGCUUACUAUUUGCGUACCUUUAGAAAAAGUAAAAAACAAUCAGAGAACGACCACCGCUAGAUUAAAGACGACUGCGGCAGUUUUGCUGGAGAGUUCGCAAUAUUCUGCGGUGCGAUAAAGACGUGCACGGAAGUUUCGUUGAUAAUUUUCGGUUUUUUGUGCCACCAUAAGCGCUAGUGUAUUUCUCGUUAUUGCUGAAUUCUUGCGUAUACGUAAACACAUACACACAAAUAUAUUGAAUUGUGUUUGCCUGAAUAGUGCGUACAUUUUCUCCGUCGCAACCGCAGUUUUGCUAAAUGCUUCCGUUCGUUUUGUGAUUCCAUUGUUAUUAUUGUUGUGGAAAAUCUAUUGAUUCUGAAAAUGCCUUAAAGUUACGCCGCUCGGUUAGUUGUGAUUGAAAAGUGCAGUGCUUGGAAAAUUUAGUGUUUAUGAAAUACAUAUUUACAUGUGAGAGAGAAGUGUGUGAGAAUGUGAGUAGAAAUUCCUGUCAAUGAUUUGCUUUGAAUUAACACAAAUAAUUGUACAUAUUUGCAUAUGUAUGUGUGUUUAACAAGAAAUCUUCUUUUUUUUUAAUAAUUUGUGCGAAAUAGUUCUUUCAAUUUGCGACUUGGGGAAUGCUUUCACAGACCUAUGAACGAUAACGGAGACACGUCUCUUUGGGCUCUUACAGUCGCUUUAUAUUUCAUGUGAACGCCCCCCAAUAACAUUGAUGCAAUAUAAAGUGCGCGGCAAGAACUUUGCAUAUACGAAUUAUAAUGAAUUAUCAACCAGUACCCAACUAUUUUAUCAAUAACUAAAGUCACAAAACGAAUUUCCACAUUAAACACGAGUCCACAAAAAAUUAGAAAAAAAAAAAUCUAAUAAUAAAGGCUAGAUAUGUGAAUAAUACUCAUGACGUAGUUAGCAAGCGAAUAAAAUAUACAAACGAACUGUUUUUUGUUUAUUUUUUGUUCACUUUUUUACAUUAAAUAAUUACUUAAUAUAUAUUGUUAAAAUAAAAACGCGAAACUUCUAAAUACGAGCGAUAAUUGACAAAUUUUAAUCAAACUUAAUAACGAACUCUUGAAAGCAUAGUCGGUCGGUUAGUGCAUUAAUUGUAACCAAAAUAGUAUUUUUUAAAGACAAACAAAAAUGGCAAUGCUCGAGGCCCGGCCGUAUCGGCCUUUCAAAUCGAGCGAGGAAUACUUGGAAGCGAUGAAGGAGGACUUGGCCGAGUGGUUGAGCACGCUCUAUCCAGAUUUAAAUAUAAAUGCGGAAAAUUUUAUGGAUCGUCUAGAUACUGGAGUCGCACUAUGCAAGCACGCGAACUAUGUACGCCAAGCGGCUGAGGAUUACUUGGCUCGCCGUCAGGCCCGCAACAAAUCGAUGACGCGCUCAAUGACUUCCGGCUCGGCCGGCCCCAUUCUCGCCAUGGGUAAUGUACAUUACUUGCCAGCAGCUAAAAGCGGAACAUUCUUUUCACGCGACAAUGUGUCCAAUUUUAUAACCUGGUGCAGGAAAAGCCUUAAGAUAAUCGAGUGCCUACUAUUCGAAACAGAUGAUUUGAUUAUGCGAAAGAACGAGAAACAUGUGAUCCUAUGUCUAUUGGAAGUGGCGCGUCGCGGCGCUAAGUUUGGUAUGCUCGCACCCAUGCUGGUGCAGAUGGAGCGGCAAAUCGAUCGAGAAAUCGCCGCCGACAACAAAGCGAAUGGAAUUGGGUGUGGCACACAAACAGACAACGCCGAUGCGACUGGCACACAAACUGAGAUCGGCAUCAAUACCGAUAAUGUCGCCACAGAAACCGAUAUGUUCGACAGCGAUUCGGAGAAUGAGGACGACGACGAUAAUAGCCCGAUGCUGAUGUAUGGCCCACAACCGCAAAUUAUCACCAACGAUUUGAAGAGUUUGGAUGAGAUGGUCAGAGAUUUGGUCGAGAAGUGUACAUGUCCAUCGCAGUUCCCAAUGGUACGCGUGUCGGAGGGCAAAUAUCGAAUUGGUGAUACGAAGGUGUUAAUCUUUGUGCGGAUCCUACGUUCUCACGUUAUGGUACGUGUCGGCGGUGGUUGGGACACCCUGGCCCACUAUCUGGAUAAGCACGAUCCUUGCCGUUGCAAAGCACAGCAUCGUUCAUCAGUUGCAGCACGCCUGGUGCCACGCACCACCAACCAAACUAACGGAGGCAUUGAAUUGCACAAAGCACAAGUCAUCUAUGAGCGCUCACCGCCAUCUACUCGUAAAAUUAUUUCCAACUUCAACAAUCAGGCUGCCGGCAAUGGAUCCGCAACAUCAUCGCCUAUAUCCAACAAUAACUCAUACAAUUUGUCACCCAAUUUCGGCAAUAAUAAUAAGCAAACCAGUCGCAGUCCCACACCUCAACGUAAAUUUCUUAAUCAUCACAAUACUGUGAAUGCAACAGAUGGCGCCGUUGGAGAGAAACUGCUAACAGCAAAUGGCACAAAUGGCACUUCAACAUUGUCGCCUUCACCAAAUUUAGCACGUCGCUCCAUGUCGCCCAGCCCGCGCCGACUUAUUGACAUGCGUAAGAAGCAGAGCUCGUUGGAUUCAAGUAACGGUAGUGGUCCCAAAUCCUUGCCAAUUUGCAGUGAAACCGUCGGCAACCAUAUACAAUUCGAUGGACUCAACUAUACGGCUGGACAAACUGAGAAUGGCACUACACAAGUGGGAGCCGGCAACACGGAUGCCAGCACAAAUGGCACAAACAACAAAUUCGAAAAUAUCAGUGACAAUGGCAGUGAAAUCAGCGAUGAGGGCUAUCGCAGUCUGGGUGUGAUACAAUCAAAUGCCCAAAAGCGUGAGUCACUGCACAGUCAGGCUUCGGUGGAAGACGCUGAAAGUAAUGCGCGUCUUGAUCAGACCUCCAGUGAUUCACAACUCUCACCAGCCGAUGAUCUGACCAUAUCUAACAAGGCAGUCGAUAUACUUGGCUCCGAUUUUAACAGCACACCCAUAGAGCUGAAUAUUGAUGCCGGACCGCAGUCACUGCCAGCUGUGCUCACCACACCGGCACAAAAUUUUACACAAAUGAAUCUGGCAGAUAAUUUCGAACGAUCAGGAAUCUUUAUAACCGACGAUGAAAUCACUGUUGAUGUGGCAAAUGCCACGGGUUUGCGCAAAACUGGAUUUGCCAACAAAAUUUUCGGCGGCGAUGAUGUAACCGAUAACAGUGUCGCAACAAGUAAGGAAUCAAAAGAUAAUAAUGCAGGUAAAAGUAGUAAAAUACCACGCUCGCCAGUAGCGCCGCGUCGACGUAGCUUGGAUAAUAGCAAUUGCAGCAGCGCCAGCAUGCAGGACAUUUCGACGCGUACCGGACUGCCGGUAUUCAACCGCAAACAGCCGGUUUACCGUUCCGUACGUCGUCCGGCUACCGAGAUCAAUAGGAAUAGUGACAAUGUAUCCGCCGCGGUCGCGACGCGUAAAUCAACAACGCCACCCGUGCGUGAGGUCACAAACACUUGGAGUGGACGCGCCGCAGCCGGCAAAAAGCGCCCCACACUCAAUGCCGACACCUUCACCGCCCACAAUGGUGCCGCAACACCCAGCAGCGGCAAUGCCUUCGAACGCAACACACGCACACGCUCCUCUCAGAUACUUUACGACAGCAAUGGACGUCGCGUACGCGGUUGCACCGCCUCACUUACCACGUCGCCGGUAAAGAACUACAAUACGUCACCACUGGCACAACAACUACUCGAAGCAGCGAGCAGCGCCAAAAAUGAUGCACAAAUUUUAGAAAAAAUGAAAGUAUUACUCUCACGCUAUUCCAGCAACAGCAAUGCUGCGCCCAAUGGCAGCGUCACAAAUGCCAGAACACCAGCUGGCGGCAACAGCAACAAUAAGAAGCCCGUCUACGAGGACUUCACAUCAGCCUGGGUGCACAGCAAUGGCAAUCUGGAACGUUCCAACAGUUGUUCGCCACCCACAAAAAGUCUCUCGAAACGCAGCUCGGCCGCCUCCUCCACGGAGAGCACACAAUCACGCGAGGUGGCCUCGGUCAUUGUUUCGCCACGACGCGAUCGCGGUUUAUCCAAAAUUCCAGCACCGACACGACAACACACCGAGCUGUACUAACACACGAUGCAAAUGCCCGCCAGGCUGCGCAUACAGCAGAGGGCAAUAAUGUUGCAGCAACGAAAAAGACAAGUGUAAGAAGUGUUUGGAGGAGUGCUGGUCGAGAAAGUACCCAAUACAGCCAAGCAUUUUACCCCUUAACGUUAUUCAAGUAUGUCUGUAGGUAGUUUUAUAGUUUUCUAAGCUGUAGUGUGAAAUUUUAAAAUGGAAAGUAAUAGUUUUUUUCUGGUUAUGGCAACCGAGAAAAGUUUAGUUAUAAUUUUUAUACGAAGCUAAUUUUUAUAUGACAUUAAUUUUAUUACUGGACAGUAGCAAGUGUUGGCGAAAAGUGUGUAGAAUUUCCGUUUUUAUUUUUGAGUUUUUGUUUUACUCAAAACUCUGCUUACAACGGACAGUAAAGGUAACCGUAAUUUUUUUAUAUGAAUUCCGCUUUUGUUUGCGUGGAUAAAACACGGCUAAGCGUUUAGCUACUAUGUUAUGUUUAAUGAGCAAUGCGUACGCCACGGCGUGUACUUAUCGCGGAGAGUUUUGAAGAAAAAGCUUUUCUCACGUCAGUGAUGUGCAAUUAUGACAAGCAGAAUACUAUUAAUAUCAAAAGAAGAUAAUUUCAAAAUUUUAUAAAAAUUAACGGAAAUACCUUUUCACCAUAUAUGACUGUAUGUAUACAACUAGUAAUUAUAUAAAAAAAUAUAUAACUGUCACAAAUGCCUAAAAUAUAAAUAUAUAUGUAUGUAUACCAAAAAUAAUUUACAAACACAUGUUCAAUACAGUAUUUUCUUUAACUACACCAGUCACAAUUAGCAUAAACCAACGGGAUCUGCCACAGCAUAAUUCAUAGUUUUCCAGGAGCUUAGCACUGACAGCUUGAAACUGACAAUUAACGGCAAUAAUAUGUAUUACACUGUAAUAAUAAAAAUCAGAAAUAAUGUAAGAAUGUUCUAGGCGGAUUUCACAACAAAUUCGAGGAGCAAAAAAUAGAGGCUGGCAAAUUAAUUUAUAUUUUAUUUAUAUUUUAAUUUACUUACUUAAUACUAGCUGAUUAUAAUAGAGAUUUAAAUAUGUGUGAGCAUAUGUAUAUAUAUAUUUUUUUUAUUUAUUUAUUUUAUUUUUUAAUUUUUAUUUCUUUCAUUUUUAUAUUAUGUAUUUUUUUUUAUUAUUUACGUACUUUGUCUUCCUUAUUCGAAUAAUAAAUAUGCUGUUUGUUGUGAAUUCGCUUAAAGUGAGUGCAUAGAACAAGAUGUCGGCUACUUUAAACCGAAAAAAAUACUAAAAAAUACUCGUAAACGCAUAAAUAUGUAUGUACCAUGUAUCGAUAUAUACAUAUGUAUACUGUGGCAUAAAACAAAAAUAUAUCACAAAUAAGCACUUUUUCUGACCGCAAAUGAGAUUACUAAAAUAAAAUAUUUAAAAAAAAAAAUAAAAAAUUAAAAUAAUAAUAAUAACUGCAUACAACAUCGCUCAUCCAUUAAAAUUCUAAAUCAUAUUAAACACCAAUUCCUUAUACGUAGUAACAAAAAAAUGCAAUUAACAUAAGAAAAUCCAAAAUGUGUAACGUAACGUAAAGAAAACAAUCCGGAUCAUGGUAACCUCAAAAUUUACAAAGCUUUUUUAAAUUGUAGUCACAUAAAGUUUAAGACUCUUAAUCCAAUUUACAUAACUACACAGCAUAGUGAGUGCAAUUUUAAAGCCAGUAGUGGGCAUACAUACAUACAUAUAUAAAUGAAUAGAUUUUAAAUAAAAUAAAAAAAUAGUUUUCUAGAAGUUUUUACAACCAAAUAUAGAGGAAGCAAAAAAGCAAUUAUUAAAUGAAUAAUAAGUAAUGGUAAAUAUUUUUGUAAAUUCACACAGACACAUAUGCAAUUGAAAUGAAAUACAAUAUGUACAUACAUACAUAUAUGCAUAACAGUAGCUGCAGGUAUGUUUGUAGUUAUGCUUAUUAAGUGAAGUUGCUGGAAAAGUUUAUAAUUUUUGCUUUGUUGUAAGGACUUUGCAUGAAUGCACGCGCCACAAAGUAACAAUUAAUGAUUUAUUGUAAAUAUGCUUAGCGAAAUAAAUGUAAAAAAUAUAAUAUUGAGUAAAUAUGUCUUAAUAGUGGCAUAUGAGAGACGUAUUUGUGUAUUUGAUGAAGUAAUAAUUUAUUUUUUUUUUGUCUAAAUAGCUUAAGUUGCGUUAUGUAUGCAUUUAUAGAAAGAAUUCGAUUUUCUUCAAACAAAAUUUUAAAUUCAUGUAACAUCUAAAAUUAUAAACACUUACUUUUGUUAAAGUUUUUUCAGUUGAGAAAAAAAAUAUUUUUAUAAAAAAAUACCUACUUACACUUUUUGCGUUGAAAAUAAAUAUUUUGAUGGAAAAAAAUUCUAUAAUUUUAGUAAAAAUUAUUGCAACUUAAAUUUCGAGCACAGAAAAUCGUACUUCUCCGAACAUAUACUUAAAAACACGAAUAAAAUAACUGUUAGUAUAUACUACAACACAUAUACAUAUACAUACAUUAUAUAUAAUAUAAAAUUAAUUAUAUAUAACUUAACAAAUAUGCUUUUGUACUUCUGUCUAGGUAUGUACAUGUGUGUAAACACAAAAAUCCAAUACAUAAUCACAUUUAUUGCAAGCGUUGCAAAUUGGUGCUUUGUGCCGCGGACUUUUAUCCAAAGGCAUAUCAACUAUUUUAUUGUAUGAAAUGAAAUAAAAUAUAAUUUAUAAAUUCAUAUAGUUAUCAAGAAGCUAACUAUAUAGCUAUACUAUGCAGUUAAUAUGUACAUUAAAAAAAUUUUGUCUAACUAAAUACGAGCACAUACCUGUAGACCUAGCUGGUCUGCUAUGUUGCGCCCACUAAAAUACUAUAUAAAUGCUUAAUAUGCAUAUUUUUUUUACAAAACUGUUUAAAAAAAUUUUAUUUCAUGUUUUUUUACAAAACUGUUACAAUUUGUUUUUAUUAUUAAUUUUUUUUUUCUGUUAAACUCGAAGAAUAUUUUUGUUUACUAUCGAAAAAUAUAUUAUAUUACUUUCAUUAUUAUUUGAUUUCGAACGCAGAUACAUAUGCUAAGCCGACCUUUGAAAUGUUUAGAGCAGUUAUAAGAAAUACCUAACAAUAAUCUCACUACAAACAUACAAGUUAUGGGCAACACUGUAAAACUACCAUAAACUUCAAAAAUGGAUUGUAUAUA